Messenger RNA from Colletes gigas, 1053 nucleotides. RefSeq lists its product as uncharacterized. Bases 1 to 1053 code for a protein of 350 amino acids. Lineage: Eukaryota; Metazoa; Arthropoda; Insecta; Hymenoptera; Colletidae. The record is from RefSeq and is a predicted model, not a curated record. The transcript is spliced from 2 exons.
AUGCCCAACAAACCGGACAAAUUUGGCAUAAAAUUCUGGUUAGCUUCCGAUGUAAGUAAGCCAGCUAACGAGCCACAGCCCUCUACGUCGCGAGUCAACGUAAGCUGCUUAAAAACAAAUUCAGCAGCACAAGUGCUUCUUGCCACCGCGGUAGUAGACAUAGUAGACAAUCGCGGUCAGUUGCAUCAAUGUCGCGUACUUUUAGACUCCUGCACGCAAUCUCAUUUCCUCACACAGAAAUUCGUAGACCGCGCGAAAUUAAAAACAGAAAAGGUCGAAAUCCCGAUCACCGGUAUGAACCGAAUGACCUCACAAAUUAAUCAUUUCACGACCGCACGGAUGAAAUCGCGAACUACAGCUUUCUCUCAGGACCUCGGAUUUUUAGUGGUGAAAGAAAUCGCGGAUAUAGUUCCAUCCAUGGAAAUAAAUGAAAAAGACUUGGAAAUCCCGAAACACGUCCGACUAGCAGAUCCAGAUUUUCAUAUUCCAUCAGAAAUUGACGGUUUAGUAGGCGCGCAGUUAUUCUGGAAAUUACUUUGUAUCGGCCAAAUUAAAUUAGCUUCCCCGUACAUGUAUUUGCAAAAAACGAUAAUAGGGUGGAUAGUGGUAGGAGAGAUACACGCACGGCAAGGACCUCCAAAGGUCAGAUGCUGCGUGACGUUAAACGCGUUACAAGAGCAGCUCAGCAGAUUCUGGGAGAUUGAGGAAGGUCCGCGUGAGCGAUUACUGUCCGCGGAAGAAAGCGAAUGCGAAAGACAUUACAAAGAAAACACGCGUCGCGAUCCGGAGACGGGACGAUACACGGUAAAGCUACCAUUUAAAGCCACGGUACAAAAUCUUGGAGAAUCGCGCACGACGGCAUUAAAACGGUUCGAAGCGUUAGAACGAUCUUUAGCGCGCAAUCCCCAGUAUCGCGAACAAUACAAUGGGUUCAUGCGGGAAUACGAAAGCCUCGGCCACAUGACCAAGGUACAGUCGAGCCCACCCUCCGAAGGCUACUACCUGCCGCAUCACGCAGUGCGAAAGGAGACGAGCGUAACUACCAAAACCUGA